AUGUGGCGCCAAUUCACACUUGGGAUAGCCCUUGCGGCCGUCCCCUUUGGCCGCGCGUUGUCGCCGCGCACGGAUAUCAACGAUGCCUAUGACUUUGUAAUCGUCGGUGGUGGACAGGCUGGUCUUGUACUUGGUGGUCGACUGUCCGAGGAUACCAAUCACACUGUCCUGGUCCUUGAAGCCGGUGGUGACGGCGAUGAAUAUCGUGAGCGUAUUGAUACGCCUGCGUACUCGUACUUUGAUUCUCUCUGGACGACUCCGCUGAACUGGAUGUUUUACACUCAUCCUCAGCCGAAUGCUUACAACCGUGAAAUCUACUGGCCUCGUGGCAAGACCCUUGGAGGAAGUUCUGCCAUUAACGGGCUGUAUAUGACCCGUCCUGGCAAAGAGGAAAUCAAUGCCUGGCAAGACAUGCUCGACGACAUGGACGGCAACGAGAACUGGUCCUGGGACUCGUUCUACACCGCCAUGAAGAAGAGUGAGACCUUCUCAACUCCCACCGACGAUGUGGUCAAAGAGGCGGGAAUUACAUGGAAUGCCUCGACACAUGGCGCUGACGGUCCAAUCCACAUGAGUUACCCUGGCUACACAUUCCCCGAAGUCGGCUACUGGUCGACAUCGCUGGACAACCUGGGCAUUGCCAUUUCCGAGAACAUGUACGGAGGCGACGUCUUCGGUGCUGAAGUGUCGACUUCCUGCAUCAACCCGUCCAACUGGACGCGCUCUUACAGUCGGACUGGGUAUCUCGACCCGCUGCCUGAUAGGGGUAACUACGAUGUUCUGGCCAACGCCCAUGUGACACGCCUUGUGUUCGACAAGUCCUCUUCUUCGGACAAUCUCACUGCCAGUGCUGUCGAGUACACCAUGGAUAAUGGCACGACAACUUUAUCCGUCAAGGUGAACAAGGAAGUCAUCCUAGCCAGUGGCUCAAUCGGCAGCCCAGCAGUCCUCCUCUACAGUGGGAUCGGACCGAAGGAUGUCCUCUCUGACGCCGGUGUUGACCUCGUGUCUGAAUUGCCCGGAGUGGGACAGCACCUGCAAGAUCAUUUUAGUGCCACAGUGACAUUCAGCACAGACGCCGACACAGCAGGCUCGAUCUACUACGACAACGGCGCAGACAAAGACUCAACCCUCUUCAAAUCAUACAUCGACUCGGCAAUCGCCUACGUAAACGCAACAGGCCUCUACGGCGACAAUGUCUCCACCGAAGAAACAAGCAUCCUCUCCCACCUAAACACCUAUAAACCAAACACAACCUACUCCGACAGCGUGAUAGCAGGCUACGAAACAAUCUACAACACAACCGCCAAAACAAUCUUCAGCAGUCCCAUCGGCCAGAUCGAGCUGCUAUUCAUGAACAGCGAUGCAAAUGGCGAUAUCGGUAUCUCUGCUGCGCUCCAACAUCCCUACAGCCAUGGACGGAUUUAUAUCAAUUCCUCUGAUCCGAUGAAUUACCCGGUUAUCGAUCCUAAUUAUCUGGCUAAUCCAGCUGACAUGGAAAUCCUCCUCCAAGGCCUGAAACUCGCCCGCCAACUAGGCCAAACCAGCCCCCUAAGUGGCAGUCUAACAAACGAAACCUCCCCGGGAAUCUCUAUCCAAAGCGACGCCGACUGGACAGACUGGAUCCGCAACAAAGCAAGCACAGAAUUCCACCCAUCCUCCUCAUGCGCCAUGCUCCCACGAGAAAAGGGCGGCGUGGUAGACGCCAAGCUGCGCGUCUACGGAUUAUCAAAUGUGCGCGUUGCGGACGCUUCCGUUCCCCCGAUUGCGCUUUCGACACAUCUUAUGGCGAGCACAUAUGGUGUUGCGGAGCUUGCUAGUGUGCUUAUUCGGGAUUUCUGGAAUGGGCUUGGUGAUGGCGAUGCAAGUGAUGAUCAGGUUGUUUCGCCUGCUUUUAGUGGGAAUAGGACUUCUACUGUUUCGACUGUCUCGACUGCUGCAGCUGCGCAGACUACGAAGAAGAAUGGGGCCGGGAGCAUUGGUGGUGCUGAUCCUGGUGGUUGGUUGAUGGGUGUUGCUUUGCAUGUUUUUGCUUUGGCGGUUUUUGUCUAG
This is a messenger RNA of Penicillium antarcticum, 2052 nucleotides long. Its product is annotated as GMC family oxidoreductase. The record is from RefSeq and is a predicted model, not a curated record. NCBI's taxonomy places the organism in Eukaryota, Fungi, Ascomycota, Eurotiomycetes, Eurotiales, Aspergillaceae. The coding region runs from base 1 to 2052 and encodes 683 amino acids. The transcript is spliced from 6 exons. Gene Ontology annotation, molecular function: flavin adenine dinucleotide binding; oxidoreductase activity, acting on CH-OH group of donors.